This is a messenger RNA of Amaranthus tricolor (Joseph's coat), 2469 nucleotides long. RefSeq lists its product as uncharacterized. The coding region runs from base 408 to 2135 and encodes 575 amino acids. The record is from RefSeq and is a predicted model, not a curated record. Lineage: Eukaryota; Viridiplantae; Streptophyta; Magnoliopsida; Caryophyllales; Amaranthaceae. The transcript is spliced from 7 exons.
UAGAGGAAACAAGAAAAAGGAAACAAAGGAAAAGAAGAAGAAUAAGGGAGAGCAAGGAAUAGACACGGGCCCACAGUAUAAAUAGUGCGCAGUCGCCAGCUUGCUUACUCAAUUUGCACCUGCUUGCUUACUCCCUUUGCUUCUAUACUUCGCUCUUCCGCUCGAUUUUCCCAAACCCUAGGCACAUCUCCUCACUUUCUUCAUCUCAAUUUUCGAUCAUUUGGUUGUAUUGCUGCAGACCGCCAGCUUCUGCAAUGGGAUUCUAGAAAUGCUGUUUUGGUUGUUUAAGUUUUGAUGUCUAUUCUCUCUGAGAUGCUCAUGCAGUAAUCUUCAAUGAUUUGAUGACAUGUCUCUUCAGAUAUUAUAGAAGUGUUUUGCUUAUGAUGUGACUUAUUCUAACUGGUGUCAUGGAUUUCGAUCCUAGAAUUACUUCUGAUGAACAUGGAUGGCAUUGUAAUUUCCACUUUGGCAAUGGAUAUGAUCUCAUUGAAGAUGUAACAAAUGAAAAAUCUUGUGAACAAGCAUUACAGUGUCUAAUAUCAAAGGCAGAUUCCGAAAUUCUUGCUCUUGAAGAUGAAUUGGCUACACUCCAGUGCCAAUUGAAAUGGGAUGAACCAAAUGAGCAGAGGGAUCCAUAUGAAGUCUGCUGUGAUACAUUCAAGAAGAAAAUUAAUAUUCUGACUAAUUUAAUUAUGAAUAUGAGAAAUGGGAAUGUGUUAAAUGGGCAUGAAAUGGCAUACAAAACUGAAAGGCCUGCUGAGAGAAUAUGUGACAUAAUUAAUGCUUUGAUUAAGCAGAAUUUUGCAGUGCCUACUGAGCAGGUUGAAGAAUGGGCCAAUGAAAUGGACUUGCUUUUCAAUUCUUGUUCAGUAGAUAUUGGCACUGACUCAAGACAAAAAGAAACCACUUCGGAAUUGUCUGCAGAGUCCAGGGAGCUGAUAACUGAUUUUGAAAGUCGUUACAAGCCUGUGGAGACUGUUUCUGAAGAAUCUUGUUCAGACACUACUAGAUAUGCAUUAAAGGAUCCAACUGAGGCCAGAAAUAUGGGCAAGAUUGAUGACAAAGUGACUGCAAAACCUGAUAUUGAUGCUUAUGAGUACACAGCUGAAGGGAAAAAUGAACUCUCUAGAUACAUGCAGGCCUACAGUAGCAAUGGAAAUUCAAAUUCUAAUGCUAUGCCACAUGGAGAAUAUGAGGAAUGCAUGGCCGCAUCAAAAAAUAGUGGAGGUGGCUCUUCACCUUUGUCUGCCAAAAUGGAAGUGGAUGUAAAGGUUGAAGUUGAUAAAAGUGAUAUGAGCAUCCAACGUGUUGCUGCUGAUUCCUUUUGUAAAACACAAGAUCAGGGAAGUGUAGAUGUCGUUCAGUGUCAUCAAGAGGUAAAAGAAAUUCUAUCUGAAAGUGUUGACGAUAUUCAAAUCACAUAUGGCAGAAAGAAACCCAGUUUGAGCGCAAUCGUAAACCCACAGGGACAGAGAUUCCAGAGGGAAAAUCUUGGUGGUGUCAGACGAUCUAACCCGAUGAUGCUAGAACCACAAGGGAAGAUCGGAAAGAGGAAAUUUUCCUCAAGUAUGAAAAACUUUAGACUAUCAAAUUCACUUUCUGAAGCAGAGCAAAACUUUUCUUGUCUUUCUAAAACAGUUUGGCAGAGAAAACCAUUAGACGUCACUCAUGGAAAUCAACCUCGUUUCGUAGGAGCCAAAGAGCAAGAACUUCAAGGAGCUAACUGUGAGAAUGCUAGUAUUCAUUUUCGAGAAGUGGAAGUUCUGAAGGGAGAUGAUAUGUGUCCACGUGAAAAUCUAACUUUAAGGUCACAGCAUGAAUUUGUAGUGUGCCUGAAAUCACCUCUUGCUGAAGAAGAAAUGGAUUCACUUUUUGAUCAUAUUCCUCCGAAUCCACCUAAUGUCGAGAAUAACAGUACUAUUUUAAGUAAGGUUGACGUAGUUGAGUCAUCUUCCUAUGAAUUGGAAAGCUUGAAAGAGAAGGUCUCAAAGGAAACUGAUUUUCUGAAGAAGUUGAAAGUACCUGUACUUAAAAAUAUCUUGAAGGCAAAAAAUGUGCGCGGAACUUCUAAAAUGAAGAAAGAUAAGAUGAUCGAAGAAGUGACCAAGCUUCUGAACGCUGCUGAAAAACUAUAAGAAAUAUAUAGAGAAACCAUUCAUUUUUCCUCCUAACUUACUUUUUGUCUGCAGUUUUUAGCUCAUUUUGUCUGGGAUCUGCUGUGGGAUUAUUUUUCAAGUCCCGAUGAGAAUUUGACGUAGGUAUAUAUAUGUUGAAGCAAAUAUACAUCAUACAGAAUUCACAAUUCACAGUGGUGAUUGUUGCUAGGGCAGAAAUGUUUUGGGGUAUCCUGAUACUGCUCUUUUCUUUAACAGUUCACUUCAUUAGAUAAUGACACUGAUGAUUCAUGUACAGAGAUAAAAAUGUAGUUAAACAAGGGUUUCUUAGUGUUUCUAAAUUCAAAUUAUGCAA